UCUAAUUUGUUCCAAUUUGGAUUGCAAAAAGCAAUCGAAAUUUUUGUCUUCUUACUUCCAUUCCCUCUCCGCCUUCGACACACCACACUCCAAAGUCGAUACUCCUUUUUCCGUCACCACCCCGCACCGGUACCGUAGUUUGCGGCAUUCAACAUCAGGUUUAUUUUUCGAUAUGGAUUCGGUCGAAAAAAAGAGGGACGAGGAAGAUUGGGAGUUUACUGAUAAGAGGAAACAACAAAGGCCACGGAAGUAUGUGAAUGGUGGCGGCGAUGAGGGUGAAGGCGAGGCUGAAGGUGAACGUGAAGGUUCUGACGGAAGUGGAAGAAGGAAGCGUGGUGAUUAUGAUUCACGAUCGAAGGUGGCUGCAAAGAAUACAUUAGAGAAAUUGAGUAGUUUUUAUGAGGAUGGUGAGUUUGAUGGUGGGGAUAAAAUGCGUGAAAGUGGAAGAGAAUCGAGGGAUAAGAGCCGUGGUAAUUCGGAACAGGGGAAGAGUUCUAGAAGAAAGUGGGAUGAAGUUGAUGUUGUUAGUGUCAAGAAAGUGCAGGAGAGUGGUUCUGAGAAAGGUGAUGGCAAGAUUGGGAAGAGAAGUGAUUCUAGGGAGAGGAGUGGAUCUGGUAGGAAUGAACAUGGUAAAGAGGAUAGAAGAAGUGAUUCCGAGAGAGUUAAGAGUAAAGGGGAUGAUAGGGUUGAGAAGCCUAAGAGGCAUAGAACACCACCGACUGGUUUUGAUGUGGUUGAAACUGUGGAGAAGCCGGGAAAUGUAGAUGAGGAUGGCAGUGUGAGGGUUAGGGAUAAGAGUCUUAGAGAAACUGGGAACUCAGACAGAUCUAAGACGCCUGAGAAGAGUGGGAAGCGUCAUCAAGAUUCGGAGAAUUUCGAGAUGGAUCAUGAAAAAAGUGGCAGUCUUAAAAGGAAGGAAAUUGAGAAUGAUGGUGGUAAAGAUGAUAGGUCCAAAGGAGGAAAAGAUGAAACUUGGAGUAAUAGGAGGAAAGAUAGGGAAAGUUCUAAAGAUAAUUGGAAAAGGAGGCCGCAGAGUAAUAGUGAUAGAGAUUCAAAGAAUGAGGAUGGUGCUUUUGAUCACAACAGAGAAUGGGAGUUGCCGAGACACGGUUAUGAUAGGAUGGAUAACGAAAGGCCUCACGGUCGGGCCGGUGGUAGAAAAGAUGGAUUCAGGGGGGAAGCUGUGAAAACAACAACGAAGUUUGGAAUUUCAAAUGAUAAUUAUGAUGUGAUAGAGAUUCAGCCAAAGUUCGUUGAUUAUGGAAAAACAGAUUCUGGAUCCAACCUUGGCAAGAGAACUGAACCUAAUCAACAGAACAAUGCUAAAUCAGGCGGUAAUAAUGAAGAGCGGACACAUCAUCAGGAAGAACGAGGAAGAAAGAGUGACUCAUCUGGUUCUGUAGCACCUGGUGAAGAUCAGAAGGAGAGAUAUGGGGAUGAUGACUAUGAUUUUUAUGGGGGAAGAGGAAGGGGUCAAAGAGGUGUCGCAACUCCUCGCAGUACUGGUGGCUCGCAGUCUCAAUAUGGAAAUCAGGAUUCUGGAUCCUUUAACAGAGGUGGUCCACAAGGAAUAAAAGUGAAUAGGGUUGGUGUUAGAGGAGGAAGGAUUAGGCCUCCUGGGAGAGACAACCAGCAAGUUGGAAUGCAAUUGCCAAUGAUGGGAUCACCAUAUGGACCACUUGGCAUGCCUCCGCCUGGGCCAAUGCAGCCUCUCUCCCAUGGUAUGUCACCUGGUCCUCCAAUUUCCCCUGGAGUCUUCAUGUCACCAUUCAAUCCAUCUGUUUGGCCUGGACCUCGAGGUGUUGACAUGAAUAUGAUGGCUGUUCCACCGGUGUCUCCUGUGCCUCCAGGUCCAAGAUUUAAUGCUGCUAAUAUGGGAAACCCGCCAAAUCCUGCGAUGUAUUUUAACCAAUCAGGCCAUGGCAGGGGGAUUCCCCCAAGCAUUUCUAGUCCUGGUUUCAAUCAUACAGGGCCAAUGGGAAGAGGAACACAACCUGAUAAAACUCAAGGGGGAUGGGCUCCACCUAAAAGUAGUGGAAGUAUGGGUAAAGCUCCUUCUAGAGGUGAGCAGAACGAUUAUUCUCAGAAUUUUGUUGACACUGGUAUGCGGCCUCAGAAUUUCAUCAGGGAGCUUGAGCUGACGAAUGUUGUAGAGGACUAUCCUAAGCUUAGGGAGCUUAUACAGAAGAAGGAUGAGAUUGUGGAAAAAGCUGCAACAUCUCCCAUGUAUUACAAGUGUAAUCUGAAAGAGUUUGAACUGACUCCGGAGUUCUUUGGGACCAAGUUUGAUGUCAUUCUUGUGGAUCCCCCAUGGGAGGAGUAUGUGCACCGAGCCCCUGGUGUUGCUGAACACACGGAGUGCUGGACGUUUGAAGAAAUAAUGAACCUCAAGAUCGAGGCUAUAGCAGAUACUCCCUCUUUCAUCUUCCUUUGGGUGGGUGAUGGUGUAGGCCUUGAACAAGGCCGUCAAUGUUUAAAGAAGUGGGGAUUUCGUAGGUGUGAAGAUAUAUGUUGGGUGAAGACAAAUAAAAGUACUGCAACUCCAGGAUUGCGGCAUGAUUCACAUACUUUAUUCCAACAUUCAAAGGAACAUUGCUUGAUGGGCAUAAAAGGAACAGUUCGUCGAAGUACUGAUGGCCAUAUUAUCCACGCCAACAUUGACACGGAUGUAAUUAUAGCUGAAGAACCUCCUUAUGGUUCAACACAAAAGCCUGAAGAUAUGUAUAGGAUCGUUGAACACUUUGCCCUUGGAAGGAGGAGACUUGAACUAUUUGGUGAAGACCACAAUAUCCGGGCUGGCUGGCUGACACUUGGUAAAGAACUGUCGUCUUCAAAUUUUAAUAAGGAGGCAUAUGUAAAGAACUUCGGCGACAAAGAUGGGAAAGUUUGGCAGGGUGGUGGAGGAAGAAAUCCACCUCCAGAGGCACCUCAUUUAGUGGUGACUACUCCUGAUAUAGAGGCUCUUAGGCCAAAGUCCCCAAUGAAGAACCAGCAACAAAUGCAGCAGCAGCAAUCAGUAACCAUUUCUUUGACGUCAGGUAGCGGAUCAAACAGAAGGCCUUCUACACCGCAGAAUCCAAUUGCACUCGGUGUCAACCAAGACGCUUCUAGCUCAAACCCUUCUACACCAGCUCCUUGGGCUAAUUCACCUAUGGAGGGCUUUAAGGGACGUGAAGGCUCUGUAAUGCCUUCAGAUGAUAAAGUGUUUGAUAUGUAUGGGUUUAAUGGACCACCACCACCAGGCUAUCUAGAUUUCGAUACACUCAGACAAAUGAAUAUGUUGUAGCAUAACUUUCAGGAUAAAGUUGCGUUAUGUUUUGUAUAAUUUUUUUCCCUGCUAAUAUAAAUGGGAAGAAUAUUAUUCGCAAAAUGUCUGUUCAUUCUUUUGGUAGCGCCUGCGAUUAAGUUUUGUUGGAAAUAAAAUUAAGCGUUGGAUUACUGUAAAAUUGGUUACAUUGUGUAUUAUGUUAUCAAAUUGAAGCGAUAUAAGUUUUUAAUUCA
Molecule: messenger RNA, 3501 nt
Organism: Medicago truncatula (barrel medic)
Lineage: Eukaryota; Viridiplantae; Streptophyta; Magnoliopsida; Fabales; Fabaceae
Product: N6-adenosine-methyltransferase non-catalytic subunit MTB
Exons: 7
Coding region: 173-3286 (1037 amino acids)
Biological process (GO): mRNA modification; methylation
Cellular component (GO): nucleus; RNA N6-methyladenosine methyltransferase complex
Molecular function (GO): mRNA binding; methyltransferase activity
Source: RefSeq, a predicted model, not a curated record